AUGUUGUGGCACCUCCUCUUCCUCGUGCACUUCCUUCGCGUGGCAGUGUCGGCGACAUCCUCCACCAGCAUAGAGCCCAAACCCACGCCGUCCACCCUUGUCGACAUCCUCUCGUCACAGGCCCAAUACUCAUACUUCCUCAGGACCAUCCAGCGCCAUGGUUUGAUACCGAAGCUUAACACCCUCCAGAACGUCACGUUGUUGGCACCCAUCAACCUGGCAUUUGCUGAGUCCGACAUUGCUGGGAUGGACACCCCAGACCAGCUUCUUCGCUACAUCGUGGACCAGCGAUUCCGGGUUGGCUACUUGAGCGACCAGGAGGUAGUGUUCAACACCCUCUAUAACGUCCUGGACACCAAACGAUACACCAUUAGCGUAUCACCCGACUGGGAGUCCCAAGAAUACGUGGUUGACAAGGUGUCGACCAUCGUUGAUCCCGACAUCUACGCCAAACAUCAACACUCGUUCAUUCAGGGCCUUGAGAGGCUCCUCCCGCUCAAGCCGUCAUUGUGCCAGUUCCUCUUGGCAGACGACUCGCCCAGCGACAUUUCAUUCGUCAAGCACUUGUUCCAGCUGGUGUUUGCGCCUAGUCACCACGAUGUGGACGACUCCAGGCACAAAGCAAAGAAGCUACCCACCAAUUGCGAGGAUUUCAUGAAGAACAUCCGAACAGUAUUCGUGCCCAACGACGAGUUCAUCAGGAACUCGCUCCUGGAGUUGGAGAUCGCGUACUACACGGCUUUAUACCGUACCACAAUCUCCAACAAGUACGACACUGCCAAGGAGUCAAUUUACGAGAUGAAGUCGGACAUUCUCCAGCUCUUGAGUCAUUUGAUGCUCACAGAACUUGUGGGCGGCGCAAAUGGCACCAAUGGCUCCUACUUCAGCCAGUCUGAUAACGUCAAGUACCAUGUCUCCCUCGUGGACAACCGGCUUGUUUUGAACAAGAAGAUCUCGUCCAAUAAGUCCGCUGUUUUAGCCAACGGAAUAAUCCACACCUUUGCGUUGAAUCACGACGGUCCCCAGGCGAAUGAACAGCAUUUCUUUGAAGCAUUGGGUAUUCCUACAAUAGAUUUGAUCCCAAGAAGAGCUCUCAACGCUUUGCAUUAUUCGAACGUGGUCAAGGAACUAAAGUUCAGGAAACUUAUGUAUUUGAUUGACGGAAGCACGGUCAACCAAACCAUUUUCAUGGACGCCGACCAAAGAGACGAUUCUGAGGAGGUUGCAGGUUCGUUCAACAUGAACGAAGAGCUUCUACUCGAUGAAGAUCUAGAAUUCUCCGGAAAGGAUCUUGGAGUUCAGUCGUUCAGCUCUAAGCAAUCUUUGAUGUACCAAUUUUCAAGUGAAGUUGUGGAUCCUUCUAAUAUUCUCGAAAAUAGAGAAUCUUCGUAUCGAUUACUAGAUUCAAGGCUUUGUUCCAAAAAGAGAAUUGGGGGGUGUUUCCAAUUGAAACUUUCUGCAUCAAAGGUCAACAACCUUACUAAGCUAACGCUUAACGACGAUAUUGAUAUCGUCUCAUCGCACUCCUGUGCCAAUAAUACCUUCAUUUACAUUGGAGACAAGGAGUUGAAUGCACCCUCAUCACUCAAGCACUCUUUGGGUGAUCUAAUCUCUAAUGGGGCUCUUCAGAGACAUGUUGAACACAUUGAAAUUGACAAGGAAAACUGUUUGGCAACCUUGGGAUACCUCAACGAGCAUAAUUUGUAUUCAUUGGACGAUAAAGGUAAAGGAUACACGGUAUUUUUGCCAUGCGCGAAAGCUUAUAGCUUAGGGAGCCAUAGUUCUGAAGUGACCGUUGCGCUGAAAGAAGGUUCGUGGAAUAGACUUGGUUUGGUAUUGGAUUACUUGGAAUCAAAACCGAAAAUCUUCAAGGACAUAUUAAAAGGUAUGUUCAUAGAGGGAACAGUUUAUUCUGAUUUUGGGCUUGUGGAUAAUGACAGAAACUUAAAGACAGUCAACUUGAGGGGAGAUCGUGUGGAGGUAAAGCAGGGAUACUUUGAUGGCCACUUUGAUCAUAUUAUUACACUCAAUGAAACAAAGUUACCAAUACCUUUAAAUUCAGAUAUUUUGUUUAACCAGGGAGUGGUGCAUAUUAUCAAGUCAGUAUUGUUACCCCAGGACUUUCAAAUUCCAUUUAAAGACUUGCUCGAAACUGCUACUGAUCCUGACUAUCCCCAUCAUUCGUUCACUGAUUUGAUUAAGUACUUCCCAAAAUUAAGCUCUAACAUUGGACUCGGAGACGCUUCGGAAAAGCUAUCCUAUUCAUUGUUAAUACCCAGCUCUGAGUCCUUGAAGGACUUCAAUAUCACCAGCGACUACUCUAAAUUAUUGGACUUUAUCGAAUAUCAUUUGGUUCCAAAUUCCGAAGUGGAUAAGUUGCUCUAUUGUCUUGAUAGUGCCUUUUAUAAGGGACCACCCAUGGAAGAGGAUCUUUUCCGUACCAACAUGAGUGAUGUUGAGUUGCGGUGCUACAGAAAUCCAAAGAAUGGCAAGUCCUUCAUCAAAUUGCACACCAACGAGGAAAACGACGAGUUACAGGCUUUGUCGUACAAUAAAGACCACGAAGUGAAGGUUCUCUCACAUGGUUGUACUUCUUUUAACUUUAGAGGCAAUCAUACCAAUGGUGCAUGCGUUUUUCUCAUUGAAAAACCGUUGAAUCUCGAUUGGCUUCACAAGAGAAGAGGUGAUUUCCUUCACAUUCACCUUGGAUUUGUGAGUGUUGGGGUAGGAAUUAUCUUGGGACUUAUUAUUUUUGGUGGAGUCAUGGUAGGGGCCAUUUUAUGUCUAGGAAGCUCUAAAAACAAGCUUGACAAAAAGGUAAAUUCUACCAAUGAGUUCAUUUUCCCUACUAAUGAUGAAUCUUCAUUCAUGAGGGUCCGCAUCGAUGAUGAUCUGUAUGUCAUUGAUAGAGGGUAUGAGACCGAUGUGGACGUACUCAGGUCUGAAACCGAUCAAUUGUUGCCGUUGUAUGGAACCAAGAAGUACAAAAAAAGAGGCUACGGGUCUAUUCCAGCCUACGGCAGGUCUACCAAAGAUACAUCCCCACCAAAAGAGGGCAUUAGUGCACCUAGGUCCAUUAAAGGCAACCAGCUAUCCAAAGGGUUGAACCGGGACAGGAAUAUCCCAGGAUGGUAG
Molecule: messenger RNA, 3135 nt
Organism: Suhomyces tanzawaensis NRRL Y-17324
Lineage: Eukaryota; Fungi; Ascomycota; Pichiomycetes; Serinales; Debaryomycetaceae
Exons: 1
Coding region: 1-3135 (1044 amino acids)
Biological process (GO): macroautophagy
Cellular component (GO): fungal-type vacuole membrane
Source: RefSeq, a predicted model, not a curated record